Messenger RNA from Musca vetustissima, 1686 nucleotides. RefSeq lists its product as uncharacterized. The transcript has 5 exons. The record is from RefSeq and is a predicted model, not a curated record. Lineage: Eukaryota; Metazoa; Arthropoda; Insecta; Diptera; Muscidae. Bases 513 to 1544 code for a protein of 343 amino acids.
AACAGUGCUUGAAUAAUAAGAAAAAUUCAUUUGUAAAGUGACAUUUAUUGUGAUCAGACGUUGAUAAAAGUGUUUGUAAUAUUUUUGUGCAUUGGAGCUAAUAGAAGUGUUAUGAAAAUAUAACGAUUGAUGUCUUACAAAUAAUUAACAGAAAACAUUUAGAGGAACUCACACGAAGAUUUAAAUUAGGAGACAAAAUAGUUUUUGAGUUUAAUAUUAAUAAAUGGAGAGAAGAAAUCGGAAAACCUAUUGAAAACGAAUAUUACUCAGACGUGGCCAAUAUUUCGUCUAUCUCACGGAAAUCUAGCUGUUCUUCUAUUACUUUAUCUCAAGAACCUCUGAAAGAACGCUUUGACUCCAAUACCUGUGUAAAACUGACGACAAUUUUGAACCAAAAUAAAAUUGGCAAAAGAAUUUUAGAGACCUAUAAAAAAUACGAACAUAUAAAUGAAGAUCAACGAAAUUUAAUAAUUACAACAAUAGCUAGUUAUUUUCAUGCAAAUGAGUUGCACAUGUCUUUACAAGAAAGCUAUAAUUUGGAAAAACAAAUAAUAGAAAUGUUUCCCAAUGAGAAACUCCAUUCUUACCGCACCGACAGACGUGGAAAGCUAUAUGUAAAAUACAACAAUAUGAAAAGAAAUCACAUUUAUCAGAAAGAUAGAGAUGUCAAUUCACCUAAGGCAUCCAAACCUGCAGAUUAUAUCGUUUCUGAAGAAAACGCCAAAGAAAUAAUUCAUAGUUUAAAAUACGAUAAUGUCGACCAAGAACAAUUUUUAAAAAUGUGGCAGUCAUGCGCAAAUUACCGAAUACGUCAAAUUUUUGAUGAGCACGAUAACCUUAAGGAUAUAUUUAAAACCUGGCCACAGUAUAAAGAGGGUCUUGGAGUAAAGUUGAUUAACAUGGACUUCGGAGUGCUGCAUAAAGACUACACACCAAUAUUCGAAUGGGAAACUAAACUUAUUACGGUGUAUAAUGUGAUUAAGAAGGAAAAAUACAUUAAAGAUGCUGGAAUUAAAUCAGUUUUCGAUAGAAUUGAUCCAUCAGACGCAGCUUCAAACAUGUCUUUAUUUAUGAUGCGCUUGACUUGGUGUCUACACGGCUACUUAUAUCCAACAUCAAAAUACCUCCGUAAAGAUAAAGAUGGAAAGAAAACGUAUGGGAAAUACACCAUAAAAGACUCCCAAGAAUCGUCAAUAUUCCUCGCACGAAGUAUCCAAGAAGUAGACAACCACUUAAAUUUCUUAGAAAAGAGAAAUGAGAAUAUUCAACCUUUUAUUUUUGUUGUUGGAGAUGACAAUUUAGAAGAUAAUGACUACAAUUUCUAUGUUUAUUUAGACCAUGCAUUGCUACAUUUUGUAGAUUUCCAGCGAGCACUAGAUACUUGCUUCAAAAGCUUUUUCUUAUUUAAUUUAGAAUUUCCCGGAGCAUCCAAUCAGUUCUGGAUCUUUGUUCAAGAGUACUUCUAUGACAUGAAAUCAGCUCACACAAAAAAUUUUUCAAAAAUACUAAAUAUUUUAAGCGAUUUAAAUUAUACCGAGAACUGAUUUAUAUAUAAAUUAUCUACAUUUAAUAUUUAAUUUUGUAUUUGAAUAUAAUUCAAACGCUUAUGUACAUUUUUAAAUUUUAUCACAUUUAUUUAUUAAUUCAUUAUUCUAAGGAAAUAUUGAAAUCUAUAUUCAUUGUAAA